AUGUCAGCAGGCGGAUUGCCAUCAAAGCGUCGCAAAAUAGACUAUGCCGACUAUCUGCGAGUCCUUGUUGGGCCGGAGCAAAAGGACUUCAUGGUCCACAGAGACAUCAUCACUCAGCGCUCGACAUUCUUCCAAAAGGUCUUGACCACAUCCGAGUCUUGCGCUGCAUUCGCCACGGCCGCGACCACGGCUUCUGCUGUCGUCACUACACCGGCGGCUAUCGAACGACACUUUCCAAGUCCUCGUGGGAUCGGAAAAGACAGAAUUCACACUACACAAAAGCGUCAUAUGCGCACGCUCGCCUUUCUUCGAAGCAGCGUUGGCGAAUCGAUGGAAGAGCUGCUAUUGCGGCCCUGUCGAAUGGCCGAAGACGAUGCGGUUUUGUUCGCAGAUUACGCCAAUCGCGUGUAUCACAACACUCUCGCUUUGAAGUCCGCAGAAUCCUGGUCAACGCGACACCUUGUGAAGCUCUGCCUUCUCGCGGACAAACUUGGGGAGCUUGAAAGAGCCAACCUCUGCAUCGACUACAUCAUAUGCUUCAGCGAUAUCAAGGGUCGCAUACGCGAUGUGGAUGAAGUCCGGCUGAUAUAUGAACGCACUGCUAACGGCUCGCCUCUUCGCACUUUGAUGCUGCAUUACUUCAUCCACGAGGCCACGCCCAUGACCAUCAAAGACAGUGUUGAUGAGCUACCGAUAGCAUUUCUGCAGGGCUAA
Molecule: messenger RNA, 714 nt
Organism: Recurvomyces mirabilis
Lineage: Eukaryota; Fungi; Ascomycota; Dothideomycetes; Mycosphaerellales; Teratosphaeriaceae
Exons: 3
Coding region: 1-714 (237 amino acids)
Source: RefSeq, a predicted model, not a curated record